This is a messenger RNA of Myotis myotis, 4135 nucleotides long. RefSeq names its product EvC ciliary complex subunit 2 (gene EVC2). Bases 77 to 3754 code for a protein of 1225 amino acids. Gene Ontology annotation, cellular component: ciliary membrane; plasma membrane protein complex. Gene Ontology annotation, biological process: smoothened signaling pathway. NCBI's taxonomy places the organism in Eukaryota, Metazoa, Chordata, Mammalia, Chiroptera, Vespertilionidae. The transcript has 20 exons. The record is from RefSeq and is a predicted model, not a curated record.
GGCGGGGCGGGCCGGGCCGGAAGCGGACAAAACGCCGCCGCGCCCGCCACCGUGGAGCCGCGGAGCCGGGGCGGCGAUGGGCUGGGCGGCCUCCCCGGGGCACGCCGCUUGGGUGCUGGCUGGGGGCCUCCUGGUCGCCGCCCUGGCGCUGCCCGCUGUGCCCGGGGUCCGAGGCCGGCUCCCCGCGGGCCCGGGUCCCCUCCAGCAUCCCCUCGGCGCGCAGGCGCCCCCGGGUCCCCGCGCAGCCCGCGGGGCGGGCCCCGAGCGCGCGGCGCAGCGUGGAGACAUUUCAAGAGACACUCAAGGAACUUCUGAGGACGGAGUGGUUUUUCAGAAAUGUGCGGUGGUGUCGGGACCGAGCGUGGCGCAGACGGCCCAGGUGCGUCUGCUGGUGAACAACACCGCGGCGCCGGGGGCCGCCAAUCUGUCGGAUCUGCUUUUGCUCGACAACAUCACCGGCCUCGCCGUCAGGGAGUCAGCGGGAAACAAGACGUCGGCAGGGCUGCAGGCCUUCAGGCGGCGGUUUCUGCAAGUCGGAGACUCCUUCUCAGUCAGCUACACAGCCUCGCUGGAGGCCGGGGACCUUGGCCAUGGAGAGGUCCUGGUGCUGCCGGCCCUGCUCACCUUCCAGAGUGCCUCCGCGAACAGAACACAGCUGAGAGCCCUGCUCACCAUCACAGCAGAGGAAACAGUAACGGUUCUACCAAACCAUGGCCUUCACGCAGCCGGCUUCUUCGUGGCCUUCGUCGUCUCCCUUGUGCUGACCUGGGUCACGCUUUUCUUCAUGGUUCGCUAUCAGUGUUUCAAGAGAAGCAUGUUCACCAGAUAUCAGGCUCGGCAUCAGGAGAGCAGGCUGGAGCACUCCCAGUUCACGGCGGCCGACGGUGUGAAUGAAGAUCUGGCUCUGAAUGACCAGGUGGUCGGCAUCCUGUCCUCAGAGGACCCCGGGAGCAUGCUGCAAGCCCUGGAAGAGUUGGAGAUUGCAACCCUGAAUCGGGCCGACGCAGAUCUGGAGGCUUGUCGGACCCAAAUCAGCAAGGACGUCAUCGCCCUUCUGCUGAGAGGUCUGAGCAGCGGGGGCCACCUCGCCCCUCAGGUGGAGAGGAGGAUGGGCGCCGCCUUUAAAAAGCAGUUUCUGAUGCUGGAGAAAGAAAUACAAGAGGAGUAUGAUCGCAAGAUGGUGGCUCUGACGGCUGAAUGCGACCUGGAAACAAGAAAAAGGACAGAAAACCAGUUCCAGAGGGAGGCAGCGGCGAUGGAGGAGGCGGAAGAACUGCUGAAGCAUGUUAGCGAGAGGUCGGCGGGCGAGUGCAGCAGCCUCCUGCGGACCCUGCACGGCCUGGAGCAGGAGCAGCUGCGGCGCUCCCUGGCUCUGCAGCAGGAAGAGGACGUCGCCAAGGCGCACAGGCAGCUGGCCGUCUUCCAGAGGAGCGAGCUGCACAGCAUCUUCUUCGCCCAGAUCAAAAGUGCUAUUUUCAAAGGAGACCUGCAGCCAGAGGCCGCCAAAAUGCUGCUGCAAGAUUACUCCAGAAUACAGGAGGAAGUGGAAGAGUUGAUGGACUUUUUCCAGGCCAGUAAAAGGUACCACCUGAGUAAGAGAUUCGGCCACAGGGAGUACCUGGUGCAGAACAUGCAGUCGGCGGAGACCCGCGUGCAGGGCCUGCUGAGCGCUGCCGCUGCUCAGCUGACCCUCCUCAUCCAGAAACACGAGAGAGCAGGGUACCUGGAUGAAGAGCAGACGGAGGAGCUGAUGGAGCGGGCUCAGACGGAAGUCUUCUCCAUUAAACAGAAGUUGGACAACGACCUAAAGCAGGAAAAGAAAAAGCUCCACCAAAAAUUAAUCGUUAAGAGAAGACGAGAGAUGCUGCAAAAGCACAAGGAGCAGCGCAGGGAGCAGCUGUCCCUCGGGGAAGCCUUCCGAGCGGCCGAGGACGCGGGCCAGUACCUGGGCCAGUGGCGGAGCCUGGUGGCGGCCCAGGGCGCCGCCCUGGAGGAGCUGCAGGAGCGCCUGGACCAGGCGGCGCUGGACGAGCUCCGGGCGCUGACCCUGUCGCUGUUCGAGAAGGCCACGGAGGGGCUGCGGCGCCUGCAGAGCUCGGCGCUGACGCAGGAGCUGCUCAGGCGCGGCGUGCCCUGGCUCUUCCUGCAGCAGAUCCUGGAGGAGCACGCCCGGGAGCUGGCCGCCCGCGCCGAGCAGCUGGAGGCCGAGGAGCGGGGCCGGGACCAGGAGGGCGUCCGGAGCGUGCGGCAGAGGCUCAAGGACGACGCGCUGGAGGCCUCGGCGGAGGAGCAGGCGGAGCUGCGGCACUGGGGGCGCUGGGUCUUCCUGAGGCUCUGCGGCUCCCCCUUCUCCCUGUCCGAGGAGGAGCUGCUCCGGAUACGGCAGGACGUGCACAGCUGCUUCGCUCAGAUGGACAGGAGCCUGGCCCUGCCCCGAAUCCGGGCCCGCGUCCUGCUGCAGCGGCUGCACACGGCCUGGCGGGAGGCAGAGUUCCUGAAGCUGGACCAGGCCCUGGCUGCCCCCGAGCUGCAGCCACAGGCCAAGGCGAGGAAGCCACGCACCAAGAGUAAAAGCAAGACCGACCUUCUGAGGAAGUGCAUUGAAGAUAAAAUCCAGCUCUUUGAAUGCCCGGCCCCGGAGGACCUGCUGGAAAAGGUCCGCGCCGAGCUGCUGCGGGAGCGGGUGCAGCAGCUGGAGGCCCAGGAGGGCCGCUUCGCCGAGUCCCUGGUCGCCCUGCAGUUCCAGAAGGCAGCGGGGGCCGCCCGGACGCUGUGGGCCUACACCGCCCUCCUGAGCGUCCAGCACCUGCUCCUGGAGGAGCUGAGCGAGUCGGAGACGCUGACCACGGCGGCCUGCGCCCAGAUCCUGGAGUCCCACAGCCCCGAGCUCCAGGAGCUGGAGAGGAAGCUGGAGGAGGAGCUGGCCCACCAGGAGGCGGCCCAGCGGCAGCGGGCCCUGGCCAGGCGGCAGCAGUGGGCAGAGGACGGGCCCGGGCUCCUGACCGAGCCUGAGGACGCGGAUUCCGAAGGGCAGGUCUCCGCGGCGCUGCGGCGGGCCCUGGGCCGGAGCCAGGAGCUCCUGGAGCGCCAGCAGCAGAGCCUGCGGGAGGAGCAGGAGCUCAGCGUCGUGCUCGAAGACCUGCUGGAGCGCAUGGAGGCGGACGCCUUCGUGGGCCUGUACAGCCAGGAGCUGCGGCUGGCCUCGUACCUGUCCAAGCUGACGAUGGUGCCCGUGGGCACGCUUCGCCGCCUCCUGAGCGUGGCUCUGCCCGCAGCCCCACAGCCUGAGCUGCUGGCCUUGCUGGAGUCGCUCAGCCAGAAGCAGCCGGACCCCACGGUGGAGCAUGACGGCGGCGGGGAGCAGGCCGACCUGGGCCGGAGGGGGAAGCACCAGGGCUGGUGGCAGGCCUUAGAAAGCAGGCUGCGCGGAGAACUGAGAAGCAGCGGCCUGGACAAGAUGCUGUGGGCGCGCCGGAGGAAGGAGAGCAUACUGAGGAAGACGUGCCCCCCUCUCAGAGAGCGGACGGUGUGCUCAGGGAAAGGGGGCUGGCCACACCUGUCCCUGGAGUCCAGCGGCGACCUGGUCCCCGUGCCCAUCGUCGGGGCAGAAGCCAUUGAUUUAUUGAACACGGGCGAGAAGCUCUUUAUAUUCAGAAAUCCCGCGGAGCCGGAGAUCUCGCUGCGCGUUCCUCCCAGGAAGAAGAAGAACUUCCUGAAUGCCAAGAAGGCCGCCUGGGCCGCGGGCGUGGACUAGCCAGCAGGAAGGCGCCAGGGACUGACGACGGGACGACGUGCUUUCUCCUGCCCACCUGUUUGGGUAUGGGCCACAAUCUGCAGAAGUCAACUGCAGGUGGCAGACUCAGACACCCCAACAAACCCCGACCUUCAGGGACUCAGUUUGCUCUGUUCUCAUGAAUUCCAAGAGGGCCCGUUCCCUUUGGAGGGACGUGGUGAGAGGGGACCGGCCGUGAGCUCUCGGUCCCCGCACCCCGAGGGCCUGCGGUGACCAGCCCCCCUGCACGUCCCCCAGUGUCCGGCUGCGGAAAGGGCUGGGUGUGGAAGGCAAGGCUCUCUCUUCUUACAUAUUCUGUGUUUGUCGGGGGAAUUUUCAAGAAUAAAUGUAUUUUACACAAAG